AUGUUCUCACGGGCCAACUCGACCAAGCAGAGCUUUACCAAGAGCUCAAAGUAUGGCAAAUCGGGCUCCUCUUUCAGCCGUGAGGCCGGCGUCUCGAAACGUCGACACGAGCCCCGCCGCCGACCAACGACCGCCACGAGUGCAUCAACUGCUGAAUCGUCUCCAACAGUUGGGUCAAGUGGUGUCAGCCCUAUCGUCACGCUCGUGAUCGGCCACGAGCAGCGCAUUUUUGCCGCCCACGAAGACGUCCUCUGCAACUCACCGUACUUCGCCAAUGUCCUGAAGGGCCAGUACAUCGAGGCCUCCACCAAGCGCAUCGCACUUCCCGACGAGUCGCCCGAGAUCUUCUCGUCGGUACUCGAGUACCUUUACAAGGGUGACUACUACCCGCGCCUUGUGCACAGCAAGCGCCGCAACUCCUGGGAGAUCGAGCAGCCGUCCGCCGACGGCGGCCGCAGCUCCAUCGAGUCGACCAUCUACCACCAGGACGCCAGCGGGCCCUUGCUCAAGGACACGGUCAUCUACUGCGUGGCAGACAAGUACGGGCUCGAGGAGCUCAAGCGCGUCGCCCUGCGCAAACAGGGCCUGCAGACGGGUAUCCAGUGCAGCACCAUCCUGGCGUCGGCGCGUUACGCCUACGCAAACACCCCCGACUCCGACUCCAAGCUCCGGGCCCACUACCUCGCCCUCAUCAUCCGCAGCCGCUCCACCUUCAAGCGCAGCGGCACCAUGCAGCUCGAGAUGUACAACGGUGGCAGCCAGCUCUUCUUUGACCUGUUCGUCGCGCUGUGCAACCAUGUCGACGAUGUUUCCAGCGCGCAGACCACGCCCCGAAGCAACCGCUUCAUUUAG
This is a messenger RNA of Diaporthe batatas, 852 nucleotides long. RefSeq lists its product as uncharacterized. The record is from RefSeq and is a predicted model, not a curated record. The transcript has 2 exons. Lineage: Eukaryota; Fungi; Ascomycota; Sordariomycetes; Diaporthales; Diaporthaceae. The coding region runs from base 1 to 852 and encodes 283 amino acids. Gene Ontology annotation, molecular function: protein binding.